Molecule: messenger RNA, 1449 nt
Organism: Rhagoletis zephyria (snowberry fruit fly)
Lineage: Eukaryota; Metazoa; Arthropoda; Insecta; Diptera; Tephritidae
Product: probable serine hydrolase
Cellular component (GO): membrane
Source: RefSeq, a predicted model, not a curated record
UUUUUAUUUAUUUAUUUUUGAUAAUACGACAGAAAGAUUAAUUGAAAUUAAAUAAAAAAAAAACAAAUUCACACAUUCGAUUAGGUUGAUAUUAGAAGUCUAUUUUAUAGCAAUAAUCAUUUUCGGAUAAGAAGGCAUACACCCCGACUAGGUCGUCUGACGGUCCCACUGCUCAGUUAUUUUAUUAAACUUUCAUCAUAGGAAAUACGUUCGAAUUGGUAGGCUCUAAAGUACCAAUGGAAUCCAAAUUUGAUUUGUCACGACGAUAUCGACAUGUAGGCGAUUUAACGGAUGAACCACCAACGCGUGAAUUUGCAGAGAUUACUAUACCCGUACCGUGGGGUCAUUUGUCCGGCAAAUGGUUUGGUCCGCAAGAUGUUCAACCAAUACUCGGUCUGCAUGGCUGGCAAGAUAACGCUGGUACAUUUGACUUGCUUGUGCCGCUUUUGCCUCCAGACAUUCCAUUCCUUUCGGUAGAUCUACCCGGUCAUGGGCUGUCGUCUCGACUACCAGAUGGCUGUUAUUACAACACAACUGACAAUCUGUACGUAAUACUUAUUAUAAUGAAGCAAUACAAAUGGCAAAAAGUCUCCUUAGUCGGCCAUUCUAUGAGCUCUAUAAUUGCAUUUGUAUUCGCUGCGGUUUUUCCUGACAAAGUGGACAUGGUUAUUGGUUUAGAUGCACUGAAACCACAUCAGCGUCCCCCUGCCAGUUCAAUACGCAGCAUGGAAACGCGCAUGGAUGAAUUCUUAAAAGAGGAUGAGCGUAAUCGUUCCAAAGAAGAGCCACCAAGCUAUUCUUAUGAUGAACUCAUCGAACGUAUUUUUAUCGGUACUUUCCACUCUAUCAAUAAGGACCGCUGUAAACAUAUGCUUGCACGCAAUAUACAAAAAUCGGAAAAAUAUCCAGAGAAAUAUUUUUUUAGCCGGGAUCGUCGCUUGAAAUUUUACAACUAUUUGGUUGGAUCACAGGAACUUUGUGUAGAGAUGGCUAAACGUAUUGAGUGUCCUUACUUGUUUAUUAAAGCGCGGCAAUCAACUUAUUUCGAGGACAAAAAGUAUUAUGAUGAAGUGCUGGCGAUACUACGAACAAAAUCGAAGUUUGAAUAUUUCGAGGUCGAUGGAUCACAUCAUGUACACAUAAACAACCCAGAACGCAUCAGUGGAGUAGUAAACGAUUUUAUUAAUCGUUUUGGUCCUUUGGCAAAGCAGAGUGGUCCAUCUCCCAGCAAAUUGUAAAGAUGAAAGCUAUUUUAUUUUGUUUUUUAAAAGAUGUAUUAUAUAUUUACAUAUGUACAUAUGAAAGUAUACGAUUGAUAUUUACUAAAAGAAAUUUGUAUAUAUGCAUAAAUAUUUGUUGGGACUGACAUUUAUUAUAACCUUUUAAACAUACAAUUUUUUACGAAAAAUUUAUGUAUGUAUAUUUUGUAUGCAUAAAAGUAAUUUUUAA